CAUCUAUUCCUCCUCGGUUUUCUUCUUUGCCAUCACGAAAUAACAAACGUCAUAAACAUCCAACAAUACAACAAUUACAACUUCAGUGUCAACCACAAGAUUCUCUACCCGAUAAUCAUGUCAACAAUCAAACUAUUACUCAAAGUCCGUUAGAUUCAUUGCCAACACCUCAAUCACCAGAAACUUCUUCACCUUCUACCGAAACAUCUGAAAAGUUUAAUACUCCUACAUUUAUUUCUACCAUCAAAGCUAAUAAACCAUAUCUUAACAUGAACACAAACGCAUCUCGUUCUGUGCCUUCGCUUGCUACUACAAGGGAUACUGAUCUUCCUCCGACCCCAUCUACGCCUUCUUCUUUGAAGAAACUUCAAUUUUCUUCAAAUAUUCUUAUACAUGAAACUUGGACACGCGACGAUUACGAUCGUCGAGGCGAUCAGACAACUUGCAACAAGCUCACCCCUCUCCUUGCUCAAAAGAUUAAACAAGAAUUAAAUGAAUUCAAGUUGAUUGAGAUGCAAGUUCACGAAGACAGCAAAAAGAAUACCCAUUUUUUUGCUUAG
Messenger RNA from Racocetra persica, 560 nucleotides. NCBI's taxonomy places the organism in Eukaryota, Fungi, Glomeromycota, Glomeromycetes, Diversisporales, Gigasporaceae. The record is from the annotation of a GenBank genome assembly.